Messenger RNA from Gastrolobium bilobum, 1185 nucleotides. Its product is annotated as stearoyl-[acyl-carrier-protein] 9-desaturase 6, chloroplastic-like. Lineage: Eukaryota; Viridiplantae; Streptophyta; Magnoliopsida; Fabales; Fabaceae. Gene Ontology annotation, biological process: fatty acid metabolic process. The record is from RefSeq and is a predicted model, not a curated record. Gene Ontology annotation, molecular function: stearoyl-[ACP] desaturase activity. Bases 1 to 1185 code for a protein of 394 amino acids. The transcript is spliced from 2 exons. Gene Ontology annotation, cellular component: chloroplast stroma.
AUGCAAAUGCAAACAUGCCACUCCAUCAACACCACCCACAGUACUCUUCCACUUGUAUGGACCCCGAGGAGUGGCCGCUACCAAACACACCGCCACCUCAUGCCGCCACCAAGGUCCGCCGUCUCCGCCGCACCGCCCCCACUUAAAGCCCGGAAGACCCAUUCCAUGCCACCGGAAAAGAUAGAGAUUUUCAAGUCACUAGAGACCUGGGCUUCCCAGUCGGUCCUACCACUGCUGAAGCCCGUGGAUGAAUGCUGGCAGCCGCAGGACUUGGUCCCUGACUCAUCGUUGCCGUUUGAGGAGUUCACCGAUCAGGUGAAGGCCCUUCGCGACCGAACCAAGGAGCUACCGGACGAGUAUUUCGUGGUGUUGGUGGGCGACAUGGUGACAGAGGAUGCGCUUCCCACGUACCAGAGCAUGAUCAACAACCUCGAUGGGGUCGGGGAUGAGAUUGGGUCGAGCCCAAGCCCGUGGGCCGUUUGGACCCGGGCUUGGACUGCAGAAGAAAAUAGGCAUGGGGAUUUGCUCAGAACUUAUUUGUAUCUUUCUGGUCGAGUUGAUAUGACCAUGAUCGAGAAGACUGUGCAAUACCUCAUCGGAGCUGGCAUGGACCCUGGAACAGAAAACAACCCAUAUUUGGGGUUUGUGUAUACGUCAUUCCAAGAGCGAGCCACGUUCGUGUCACACGGCAACACGGCUCGGCUGGCGAAGGACGGCGGGGAUCCGAUGCUGGCGCGCAUAUGCGGGACCAUCGCUGCGGACGAGAAGCGGCAUGAGAAUGCUUACUCGAGGAUCGUGGAGAAGCUUCUAGAAGUGGACCCCACGGGGGCAAUGGUAGCCAUAGGGGACAUGAUGGAGAAGAAGAUCACAAUGCCAGCGCACCUUAUGUACGAUGGGGAGGACCCUAGGCUAUUCGACCACUUCUCUGCGGUGGCACAGCGUAUGGGUGUGUACACUGCCAAUGAUUAUGCUGACAUCUUGGAGUUUCUUAUCGGACGGUGGAGAUUGGAGAAGCUGGAAGGUUUAACGGGCGAGGGAAAGAGAGCGCAGGAUUUCGUGUGUGGGUUAGCACCGAGGAUUAGGAGGCUGCAGGAGCGAGCUGAUGAACGGGCGCGAAAGUUGAAGAAGCCACAUGGAGUCAAGUUCAGCUGGAUCUUCAAUAAAGAAGUGCUUUUGAGAGUUUGA